Paralichthys olivaceus (Japanese flounder) is the source of this 5934-nucleotide messenger RNA. NCBI's taxonomy places the organism in Eukaryota, Metazoa, Chordata, Actinopteri, Pleuronectiformes, Paralichthyidae. The record is from RefSeq and is a predicted model, not a curated record.
GAGCAUGUGUCCAUGCUGGUGAUCCUGCUCAACUGUGUGACUCUGGGGAUGUUCCAGCCCUGUGAAGACGUCAACUGCCAGGCAGAGUGGUGUCGCAUCCUCCAGGUGUUGGACGACUGCAUCUUCGCUUUCUUUGCUGUGGAAAUGGUCAUCAAGAUGGUGGCCCUGGGAAUCUUCGGCCCCAAUUGUUACCUUGGUGACAAGUGGAACCAGCUUGACUUCGUCAUUGUCAUGGCAGGGGUGAUGGAGUACUCUCUGGAUGGUCACAACGCCAGUCUGUCAGCCAUCCGUACCGUCCGAGUGCUCAGGCCACUGCGGGCGAUCAACAGAGUUCCAAGUAUGCGGAUCCUGGUGACGCUGCUGUUGGACACUCUGCCCAUGUUAGGAAACGUCCUCCUCCUCUGCUUCUUUGUCUUUUUCAUCUUCGGCAUUGUGGGAGUCCAGCUGUGGGCAGGACUUCUGCGCAACCGCUGCUUCCUGGGAGAGGACAUAAUAAGAAUGUACAACAUGUCCAUAAAUCCCUACUACAUGUCUGAGGACGGUGAGGACAGCCCAUUCAUCUGCUCGGCUCCCCGCGAGAACGGGAUGCUGCGCUGCCAAAGUGUGCCGCACUACUCUGAGGGUGGGGCCGAAUGCUCACUGAAGGCUCCGCAUGAAAGCUCAUCUCUGAUUGGAUCAUCCCCUCUGGUUGUCAGCGUUAAUGGCUGUGUUAACUGGAACCAGUACUAUAAUGUGUGUCAACCAGGGAACCUCAACCCUCACAAAGGAGCUGUGAACUUCGACAAUAUUGGCUACGCCUGGAUAGCCAUAUUCCAGGUCAUCACACUGGAAGGAUGGGUCGAUAUCAUGUACUAUGUCAUGGAUGCACACUCCUUCUACAAUUUUAUAUAUUUUAUACUGCUCAUUAUUGUGGGCUCUUUCUUCAUGAUCAACUUGUGCCUCGUGGUCAUAGCCACCCAGUUCUCUGAGACGAAGCAGAGGGAGAACGCCCUGAUGAGGGAGCAGCGCGCGCGCUACAUGUCCAACGACUCCACGCUCGCCAGUUACAGCGAGCCCGGCUCAUGCUACGAGGAGAUGCUACGCUACAUCAGUCACCUGUAUCGCAAGUUCACACGCAGGCUGCAGAGGAUAUACUCUGGGUGGCACAGUAAACGGCGCAAAAAGGUGAAUCCUAAUGGAGGCGGUGGCGGCAGUAACGGCGGGGGUAAUGGACAUGGCCACGGUUCCAGCAGGGGCUGUGGCGGAUCGGGCCCAAAUAGCGCAUUGUGGCUGAGGCCGAUCCAUAACCUCCUGCAGCACCAUCAGCACCAGCACUGUCGCCUCAGCAACGGUGGGCAGCACACCAUCAGCGUGGGAACUGCUGAGCACGUGGACCGAGAGGGAGGAGGGGAGGAGCUUGAGAUGAAGUCGCUUCCUGUGCGGAGAGGAAGUACAAAUGAAAAUAACAGCGGUGGUAGCGGCGCCAACCCGUCUGUCGUCAGCCCUGGCAUGGGGGUGUUGCUCGGGCGACUGAACGGUGGGAUGAACUACCCGACCAUCCUGCCGUCUUUUGUGUGCAGCUACAGCAGUAAGACGCCGCCGCCUCACUCCCAGCAGUGCAGGCCGAGCCCAGAGCAGCACCCGACGAAUCACCCCACGUCUGAACACACGGAGACGCUGAACAAGCUCUACAAGCUCAUGGGACAACACAGUCGCCAGAGGCUGUUGUACCAGCUGGCGGGCGUGGUGCCCAGCCCCCUGCUCCUGGAGCUGCUCAGCUGCCCUUUGUGUGCUCGCAGCCUGGAGACCUUAGAGCUGGAGCUGGGAGACCUGGAGGGAGGCCGAGGAGAGGCGGACGGACUGCACGACUUCCCCCAGGGUGGAGAUCUGAGAGGUGGAAGAGGUCGAAGCAGGCGGCGGGGGGUGGUGGAGUACAAAAACGGAGUGGUCGGAGCCUGGGUAAACUUCAGGGAGAAGCUGAAGAGGAUCGUGGAAAGUAAAUACUUCAAUCGGGGGAUCAUGAUCGCUAUCCUCAUCAACACCCUCAGCAUGGGGAUAGAGUACCACGAGCAGCCCGAGGAGUUGACUGAUGUGUUGGAGAUCAGUAACAUCGUCUUCACCAGUAUGUUCGUGUUGGAGAUGGGCUUCAUGCUGCUGGCGUUUGGCUUGUUCGGGUACAUCAGGAACCCGUACAACAUAUUCGAUAGCAUCAUCGUUAUCAUCAGCGUGUGGGAAAUCAUUGGCCAGGCAGACGGCGGGCUGUCAGUCCUGCGAACGUUUCGUCUGCUGCGGGUUCUGAAGCUGGUUCGCUUCCUGCCCGCCCUAAGGAGACAACUGGUGGUGCUGAUGAAGACCAUGGAUAACGUGGCCACCUUCUGCAUGCUGCUGAUGCUUUUCAUCUUCACAUUCAGUAUACUGGGUAUGCAUCUGUUCGGUUGUAAAUUUAGUGACCAAACGGAAGAUGGAGACACGAUCCCCGACCGCAAGAACUUUGACUCUUUACUUUGGGCCAUUGUCACCGUAUUCCAGAUUCUUACCCAGGAGGACUGGAAUGUGGUGUUGUAUAAUGGCAUGGCCUCUACCUCUCCAUGGGCGGCCCUUUACUUUGUCGCUCUCAUGACAUUUGGUAACUACGUGCUCUUCAAUUUGCUGGUGGCCAUCCUGGUCGAGGGCUUCCAGGCUGAGGGUGAUGCAAACAGGUCGGAGUCAGACGAUGAGAAGAAAUCGGACAACUUUGAGGAGGACGAAAAGGUAGAACAGCUCAGAGACACUGAGCUAAAGAUGUACUCCCUGAUGAUGACAGCUAAUGGUCAUGUUGACCCUCGCGGCUCGAUGGCUCCUCCUAUAAUCAUGCGAACGGCAGCCACACCCAUGCCCACCCCCAAGAGCUCCCUGGGACCUGACUCCAUCCUCGGGGAUGAGCUCGUGGGGAUGCCUCGAUAUGGCGAGGUGGGACUGGGGUUUCCUGAGACGGAAGCUGGUCAUGCAGAAUCUCGUCGUGGGAGCUCCACCUCCAUGGACCCAUUAGCAUAUGACCAGCGUUCAUUGAGCCUCUCAAGUCCUGGACGGCGUUCCCCUCUCCCUCCCCGUGGGUCCGGCAGCUCCUGGGGAAGCCGCCGCUCCAGCUGGAACAGCCUGGGAAGAGCGCCGAGCCUCAAAAGGCGAGACACCAGCGGAGAGAGGGAGAGCCUGUUGUCCGGUGAGGGAGGAGAGGAGGAAGAUGGAGGGGAAGAAACGGGGGAGGCCGGGGGAAACAACAGAUUACAGCCGGGCUUGGAGCUGCUGCAGGCGUCUACUCUCUUGCCUUCCAUAGUAGCGGAGUAUGGGGACUGCAAUGGCAGGACCUUGACUUAUGACCCCAACGUGAACAACGACGCCAAGGACGAUUCCUCGCCUGAAGACGACCUGGACGAUGAUAGCUCCCUGUGCUCCUGGAUCAAGAAGGAGCUCCGCAACAUGAAGCCCCGCUGGUGCAAAGAGCACGAAGACUGGGCGCUCUACUUGUUCUCUCCAGAGAGCCUAUUACGGGUUUGGUGCCAAAGUGUGAUCUCUCACAAAAUAUUCGACCAUGUGGUUCUGGUUUUCAUCUUCCUCAACUGCAUCACCAUUGCUCUGGAAAGACCUGACAUAGAGUCAUACAGCACGGAGCGAGUCUUUCUGAGCGUGUCAAACUAUGUCUUCACUGUGAUCUUCUUUGCAGAAAUGGCCAUUAAGGUUGUAGCUUUAGGUUUCUGCUUCGGGAAGCAGAGCUACCUUCAGUCCAGCUGGAACGUUCUGGACGGUUUGUUGGUGUUUGUGUCUCUGGUCGACAUUCUGGUCUCUCUGGCCUACACUGGUGGAAACAGGAUCCUGGGCAUCCUCAGAGUCCUGCGUCUUCUGCGAACACUACGUCCACUCAGGGUAAUCAGUCGAGCCCCGGGACUGAAGCUGGUUGUGGAGACUCUCAUCACCUCUCUCAGACCCAUCGGGAACAUUGUCCUUAUCUGCUGCGCCUUCUUCAUUGUCUUUGGCAUCUUGGGGGUGCAGCUGUUCAAGGGGAAGUUCUACCACUGUGAAGGUCUGGACACAAAAAACGUCACCAACAAGUCAGAUUGUGCACAGGCCAAUUACCGCUGGAUACGAAGGAAGUACAACUUUGACAACCUGAUCCAGGCCCUGAUGUCAUUGUUCGUUCUGUCGUGUAAGGACGGCUGGGUCAACAUCAUGUAUGACGGACUGGAUGCGGUGGGAGUGGACCAACAGCCUGUGAGAAACCACAACCCCUGGAUGCUGCUCUACUUCAUCUCCUUCCUGCUCAUCGUCAGCUUCUUCGUCCUCAACAUGUUCGUCGGCGUCGUGGUGGAGAACUUCCACAAGUGCCGGCAGGACCAGGAGGAGGAGGAGGCCCGCCUGCGGGAGGAGAAGAGGCUCAAAAUGAUAGAGAAAAAGCGCAGGAGUAAGGAGAAUGGAGGGGCUGAGGCCAAGCAGAGGCCUUACUAUGCAGACUACUACCCCCUACGUCUGUCCAUCCACACACUGUGCACCAGCCACUACCUGGACCUCUUCAUCACCUUCAUCAUCUGCAUCAACGUCUUUACCAUGAGCAUCGAGCACUACAAUCAACCGAAGUAUUUAGAGGAGGUCCUGAAGUACUGCAACUACGUGUUCACCUUCAUCUUCGUCAUCGAGGCCCUGCUCAAACUUGUGGCAUUUGGGAUACACCGGUUCUUCAAAGACAGGUGGAAUCAGCUGGAUAUAGCUAUCGUGGCAUUGUCCAUCAUGGGCAUCACCCUGGAGGAGCUGAAAAUGAACGCAGCGCUGCCCAUAAACCCGACCAUCAUCAGAAUCAUGAGAGUGCUCCGAAUAGCAAGAGUGCUAAAACUUCUGAAGAUGGCCAAAGGGAUGAGAGCUCUGCUGGACACGGUCAUGCAAGCGCUGCCACAGGUGGGAAACCUCGGCCUCCUCUUCAUGCUGCUCUUCUUCAUCUAUGCUGCGCUGGGAGUGGAGCUCUUUGGCAAACUGGCCUGCAACGAGAACAACCCGUGUGAGGGCUUGAGUCGUCAUGCAACUUUUGAAAAUUUUGGGAUGGCCUUCCUCACACUGUUCCGUGUGUCCACUGGAGACAACUGGAAUGGGAUUAUGAAAGAUACUCUAAGGGAGUGUCAUUCAGAAGACCGCCACUGUCUCGCCUACCUGCCCUUGGUCUCUCCAAUUUACUUUGUCACCUUCGUGCUCAUGGCCCAGUUUGUCCUGGUCAACGUGGUGGUGGCUGUUUUGAUGAAACAUCUCGAGGAAAGCAACAAGGAGGCUAAAGAGGAUGCAGAGAUGGAUGCAGAGAUCGCCUUGGAAAUGGCGAUGGAGAGGCAACGCAGACAAAGCACAACUUCCCAUGGCAGCUCAGUGGAAGGAGCCUACGUUGGGCCGUGUCCACAGUCACCUGGACAGGAGGAAGAAGUCCAGUGUGAAGACCCAGACCUGCUGUCGUCAAGGAAGAUGUCCGUAUCCAGGAUGCACUCCCUGCCUAACGACAGCUACAUGUUCCGACCCGUACGGCCCGCCAGCGCCCCCUAUGCUUUGGAGGAGGUGGAUCUCAGUCCCCAGAGCGAGCAUCAGCAUUCAGGCUCAGUGACGUCGCUUCACUCGCAGCCAUGUGAGAGUCACGCUCUGCUGAAGGUUCCGGAAGUUUCCCCCGUUCACCCCCGGUUGCCUCCCACCCUCACCCUGCCCCGCAUCGCCCCGCCCACACCGAGCCUGUCUCCCCGUGCCCUGCACAGACAGGUGGCAGUUAAAGUGGAUUCGGUGGAGUCGCAGGGUUACGAACAACAGGAGAGGCCGAACCCUGUCCAUCGUCCUCCCCUGUCCCCUUCUCCCCUGUCUCUUCAUACCUCCUCCCCAUCUCCUCUUCCCCCUCCUCCCCCUCCUCCCUCCUCUCCUUCCUCCCUUCCCCUCCCACCCAGCUCGGCCUCUGCCUUCCCG